This is a messenger RNA of Kazachstania africana CBS 2517, 1011 nucleotides long. It is a transcript of the gene DSE3, whose product is annotated as Dse3p. The record is from RefSeq and is a predicted model, not a curated record. The transcript has a single exon. Bases 1 to 1011 code for a protein of 336 amino acids. Lineage: Eukaryota; Fungi; Ascomycota; Saccharomycetes; Saccharomycetales; Saccharomycetaceae.
AUGAGAAAAUUUUCUGGUCAAAGAAUUCAGCGGGAUGUUGAUGUGGUUAGACCACCGUCUUUGGAUAUUACUGCAGAAGACUUAUUACAAAUUCCUGACGUCCCAAUACUCAGUCCUGAUUCUAGAAGAAUCUGUAGCGAAGGUAAUAAACUGUCAAGCAAAUAUGGUGGGACUAUACGCCUAAAGAAGAGAUUAGACUCGGUACCUGAGUUGUUCCACCAUGAAUAUUUUAGGAAAGUAAAUGAUAUGAACAGACCAGACACUUUGAGAGAUAAGAGGCAGAUGCAAACCAGGAAGAAUAUCCCUCAAUACUAUGAGCGUUUACUUCCUCCAUCACCUAUGUUCAAAAGCAAUGAACUUAGACCACUCCCAAAGAUACCAAAAAGUGAAACGUAUACGCAAUUAUGUAAGCGAAACAAUAACCAGAGCGACCUCUUAUACGAGGAAAUCAUCGCAGCUUAUUUGAGUCCCGAUAUGGAAACAAGCACUACAAAACAGCAAAACUUAAUUGAGUUGAAUAAGAGGCUACUGGAGCCAGUUCCAGAAAUAAAUACCCCACCAAGAUACAAAAGAGCAAGUGUGUAUAGUGCCAGUCCUGAGUACAUCGGAGGAAACUCCAGUGACGACAAUGACCUCUUUUCAGAAUAUUACAGUCUCAAAUCACCAAUUCAGAGGCAGUAUACGAGCGAUGAAGAUACCGACAGUUACCGUACUGCGAGAGACAGUUUUGCAUCGUUCAACGUCAAAGAUCUUGACAUUACUUCCAGUCCAUCAAGUGACACAUAUGAUAUGAAAGAACAAACUAACAAUGAUAAUAUUAUGAACCAAUUGACAUUAAACAAACUAACGCUUACCACAAUAACGCCAAAAAUAUUCAAUUACGACUACGAAACAGACGUCGAGGAAGAUGAUGUUAUCAGCCAGUUGAAGAGCAAAAUCGAUCAUGUAUCUCUGCUGAGUCGUUCCAACACUGUGAUUACAGAAUCUAGUAGUGUCUACAGUGAAAUGUAG